Messenger RNA from Lineus longissimus, 2430 nucleotides. RefSeq names its product glucose dehydrogenase [FAD, quinone]-like. Gene Ontology annotation, molecular function: oxidoreductase activity, acting on CH-OH group of donors; flavin adenine dinucleotide binding. NCBI's taxonomy places the organism in Eukaryota, Metazoa, Nemertea, Pilidiophora, Heteronemertea, Lineidae. Bases 114 to 1964 code for a protein of 616 amino acids. The record is from RefSeq and is a predicted model, not a curated record. The transcript is spliced from 12 exons.
CAGUCAACUGACAAUCGAACCUAGUGCGUAAUGGUCACAGUUGUUGACUGACGCAUUGUCUUCGCGCUUGGAAGAGUUCGGAUACACGGUGCAUUGAUAUCCCUUAAUCCACGAUGAUGGGAGCGGGUAAAGUUGCUGCGAUCAUUCUUGUUGUGGGCGCUGCCCUCGGUUACUACUAUACCGCCAAGAAUGCUCGACCCGAGAUUCCAGUGAGGACAGAGUCCAUGAAGGAAUAUGACUACAUCAUUGUUGGUGCAGGUUCGGCGGGAUGUGUGCUGGCAAACCGCCUCAGCGAGGACAAGAAUAAUAAGGUGCUGUUACUGGAAGCUGGAGACGAGGGUACGGCAAAGGAGUUGGAGGCGCCAUCGUUGGGGGGGAAGGAAAUCCACGGUCCAAGGGAUUGGAAGUACAAGAGUGUGAGGCAGGAGAAUGCUUGCGGGAAUUGGCCCAAUCGGGAGUGUCUCAUUCCCCGCGGUAAAACCCUUGGUGGUACAAGCGCCAUCAAUGCCAUGCUUUACGCGAGAGGCAACAAGGCGGAUUAUGACGAGUGGCAUGAAAUGGGAGCGACUGGUUGGAACUAUGAUAAAGUUCUACCAUACUUUGUCAAGGCGGAGAACACGGAAGUUAAGCAAUUUAGAAACUCGCCCUACCAUGGAACCAGUGGUCCUCUAAAGACAUCUCUCAUCCCAAACACACCCAUUGGAGAUUAUCUUCUAGCAGCAGCAAAGGAAUUGAAUGUCACCAGCAGUGACUAUAAUGCUGAAGAACAAAUCGGUAUGCAUUAUGGCCAGUCUACCAUGGGUGGUGGAGAGAGGUCCAGCACCUCAAGGAUGUAUCUAUUCCCAGUCAUGGACAAGGAGAACUUACAUGUUGUGGUUCAUGCACAUGUCAAAAAGAUUCUUUUUAAAGGGGAUCUUACCACUGGUAUUGAAUACGCCACUCCUCUUUCUGGGCAUGUCACGGUGCUGGCAAGGAAGGAAGUGAUCCUCUCAGCGGGAGUGAUUGGAAGCCCCCAGCUGUUGCUGCUGUCUGGAGUGGGACCAAAGGAGCAGCUCGAGAAACUUGGGAUCCCUGUCGUAGCGGACUUACCAGUUGGACACAACCUGCAGGACCACCCGACAACUUGGGGCCCAGAGAUCUACAUUGACGAACUAAUCGGACGCAUUGAAGAAGAUUUUAAUGACUAUCUCGAAGAGUUGAAAUACGAUUGGUUAAGAACAGGCAUUUACACCCUAGCAUAUGGGUGUGAUAACGUGAUGUGGACCAAGACAAGUCUGCAGACAGCAUCUUGGCCUGACAUACAAGUUCAUUUGUUCCCGUUCCUUGCCUCUAACGAUGUUGAUCAGGAUGGGGUUGUGAGACUAUAUAACUGGGAUGAGAAGGUGAAGAGAGACUAUUACGCCUACAAGAAAGGUCAGCAUGGGAUAACGGCCAUGGUCAUACUUACAAGGCCUACAACAACCGGCUAUCUGCAACUCAGGUCAAAGGACCCAGAAGAAGAUCCAAUCAUUCACCUAAACUAUCUAGCAGACGAUGAUGACGUCAAGCGGUUGAUUGAAGGUAUAAGAUUCACCGAGAAGUUGAUAGGAACCAAAGCGAUGAAGAAAUUGAAUCCAAGACUUCGUGAAUCCGUGAGAAAGAUGCCCGGAUGUGAGCAUCUCAAUGCGGGAUCUGAUGAAUACUGGAGAUGCUACUUGAGGCAGAAUGUGCAGAGCAUGUACCAUCUGUCCGGAACCUGCAAGAUGGGGGCGGUAGCAGACCCAACCACUGUAGUCGAUCCACAACUUCGGGUGAAAGGACUUCGAGGCCUCCGGGUGAUCGAUGCGUCCGUCAUGCCAUUUGUGACAUCUGGGAACACGAAUGCCCCUACCAUCAUGAUAGCGGAGAGAGGGGCGGAUUUCAUCAAGGGAGUCAUGUCGGUAGAACCUAUCGAUCUUACCAAGGAGAAGAAAAAUUACCAAUAGCAAAAACCGUUAACUUCGAAAGUUCCUCGAUUACUUUGCAUAGAUCUUCUUGACCAUGCAGAAUUCAGACCCAAAAGUAGUUUGUAAGUCCGGUGUAACCUGUCAGUGUUUCCUAUACUUAGUGUUUCUCUUAGUUUUCCUCUAUUUAUGGAGAAUGCAGCCACUAACCAAAAAGCAACCAUUCGAGGCGGAUCUUUUGUUGGGGAAACAGACACAGAAACACUAGUCAUGAGGCCGAUUCAAGGUCUUUGCGUGUUUCCUUAAAUUACAGUUUUGGAGAAAGUCCCUCGAAUCUGAAGAGUUGAGCUUCCUAAUUACAUGCCAGAUCAUAACUGUCCUUAUACUCUGAUUUGGCUAGACAUGAAUUAACUACAAAAUGUAACUUAUAUAAGUGUUGAAGAUUUUAUACAGAAUGAUAUUUACAUGUAAUAAAAUAACAAUACAUGUUCGUCAGAUUUGGCAAGAA